Molecule: messenger RNA, 899 nt
Organism: Tarenaya hassleriana
Lineage: Eukaryota; Viridiplantae; Streptophyta; Magnoliopsida; Brassicales; Cleomaceae
Product: putative two-component response regulator-like APRR4
Exons: 6
Biological process (GO): cytokinin-activated signaling pathway; phosphorelay signal transduction system
Molecular function (GO): DNA binding
Source: RefSeq, a predicted model, not a curated record
CGAAAACAGAAGAAGAACUCACAGCUCAAAGGAUGACCGAUCAAGCAUCUGUUGCUUCUUCUUCUCCACCGAACACUGUCGCUAGGUUCGUUAAGUUCGGUGUUUUUCACGGCGAAUUUCCGGAGGGUUUGAGGGUGCUGGUCGUGGAUGAAGAUCCCCACUAUCUCCUCACAAUGGAGAACCAACUCAAAGAAUUUAAAUAUCAAGUCACGAAAUGCAACGGAUUGGCCGCCGCCUUGUCGCUUCUCCGCGGCAGCAAAAAUAGUUGCGAUAUAGCCAUCGUGGACGUCCAAGAUUUAAACGCCGAAAGAUCCAAGAUUUUUUCACAAAUCAGAUCCGAGACAGAUAUCCCCAUCAUCAUUAUGUCUUCGGAUGAUUCGGUGGAAUCGGUGAUCGAAGGUGUGAGGAACGGUGCAUGCGAUUAUCUGGUGAAGCCGAUAAGACCGGAGGUGCUGAGGACGAUAUACAAACACGUGGCUAAGAAAGUUCUAGAACGUGCGGAGGAAGAAGAGAAGGGUGAGACCUCGUCCUCUUGUUUCACAAACCCUAGAAAAAAGGUCCUCGACGAAGGACAUGACAGCGAUCACGUGCAUGGUAGGGUUUCGAAAAAGAGAAGAGUGAUUUGGUCUACCGAUCUUCAUCGUCAGUUUUUGGAUGCCGUCAAUCAGCUUGGGGUUGACAAGGCUGUUCCAAAAAAAAUCUUGGAGAUAAUGAAUGAUGAGAGUCUCAGAAGAGAAAAUGUCGCCAGUCAUCUCCAGAAAUACCGAAUGUAUCUGAAGAGACAGGAAGAAGAAAAAGAGAACAUGAAACGCCCCUUGUCAUGUCCACCAGACAGAAACUACUACCCAGCUCCACCUUGUCUCAGCGAGAACACCUCGACGAUGAUGCAUCAAAACCCU